AUGAAUGAAUACCAUGCAGGGCAGUUGGGCCUGUGCGCUCUCCAGCUGCUGAUCCCCACAAUCCUCCUCGCCAGCACAACAAAAGGAUCAAUUCUUCGCUAUCUAGCUAUUCCUUGUAUGAUCUUGGUCUUAAACCAAGACUUACACCCAAAGCCGAACCCAACACCCUUGCAUCAGAACUUUGUUGGCUUUUUGUUCAUUUCUAUCCUUUCAGCCACCAACUUCUUGCUCGUCAACCCCAAGGAUAGCAGCGACUUCGUCAAUGCCGAUGGCACCAAAAAGGGCUUUUUCGCUCGUUUAUAUGAGGCUAUUCGCGUGAUGAUGCUGACCCGCGCAAUCAAUACACCUCGCCAAGUCAAGAAUGUACCUGGCCCACCAGCCUACUACGCCAAACGUGACCCGAAGAUCACCCCUCGAGGUCGCUUCUUGGUUCGCGAAACUUCAAUUGCUGUAUGGCAGUACCUCACACUGAGCAUGUUCGGAAAACUAGCUGCUCAGGAAGCUUUGAGCAAGCCCGUUCCCGUUUCUUUCGAGGUUGACUGGUUCGUCCCUAUGGACCAAUGGAUUGAACGAAUUAUUUCGAAUCUCAUCGGAUGGUUCGUUGCAGGGCGGAUCCUCAUCGACCUUAAUGCUCGCAUUUGUGCAAUUCUUUCGGUCGCCUUGGGAACUGAUUCUCCUGCCGAUGCUCCACCUACUUUUGGAACCAUGGCCGUUUCUUACUCUCUGCGGAAUUACUGGGGAAAGUUCUGGCAUCAAUUGCUUCGACAGCCUUUCACCUCACUUAGCAACUUCAUUGCGCGAGAUGUGCUCUGCCUGCCUAGAUCAUCGCUGAUUGAACGAUACACCAACGUCUUUAUCGUUUUCUUCUUCUCGGGCCUUUUGCAUUUCGUUCUCGAUGUCGUGGGUUGCAUUCCAGCCCAGGAGUCUGGAGCCAUGUUCUACUUCCUCUCUUUCGUUUUGGGCUUCAUGAUCGAGGAUGGUGUCAAGGCAAUGUGGAAAAGUAUGUAUCCUCAAGCCAAGGAGUCUGAUGGCCCGCCUCCUAUCUGGCAAAGAGCUGUUGGAUUUGUCUGGACUAUGGGGUGGAUUGGUGUUAUGUCGACCCGCUACUUUGUGCCUAUGCAGCGGCCGGAAGCUCAAGGUCUGCUGGUACCAUUUAAUGUUGCAGACUGGAUAGGCCUUCCUGCUUUGGUAGGAAUUGUGGGCGUUGGUGCCGCUUUCCUUAAAAUUGUCUUUGAGGUUGAGCUAUAA
Penicillium antarcticum is the source of this 1248-nucleotide messenger RNA. RefSeq names its product wax synthase family protein. The coding region runs from base 1 to 1248 and encodes 415 amino acids. NCBI's taxonomy places the organism in Eukaryota, Fungi, Ascomycota, Eurotiomycetes, Eurotiales, Aspergillaceae. The record is from RefSeq and is a predicted model, not a curated record. Gene Ontology annotation, biological process: lipid metabolic process. The transcript is spliced from 2 exons.